CACGUCAGCAGUCAAUAAAUUGUACUGAAGAUGUAAUAGUCCCAUCAUCCUCUUCCUGGUAUGAGCGUGACACAUUACACCCACUUUGGGGUGCCUGAAAAAACAAGCUGAAGCAAGAGUUUGGCAAAUGACACGGUGUUCAAGUGGAGAGACGAGCCUGCGAGGGGGAGAGCAGCCAUCAAGAAUCGACUGACACUUGGUUUUUUGAAAGACGGGUCACGCGACGGUGGAAGUGUGUGUGUUACACGUUUUUGGAUAUAAAAAACGCGCGAGGAUACUAUGUUGCAAUUAAGUUUACAAUGAAGACGCAGGCGAUAAGGUGACUUUAAAAAGAAAAGAAAAGCCAUUGUUGUACUUCAAAGGUUGUUUUGUUUUUUUAAAACUUUGAUAAAAAUGAGGUUUCGGCUCAACAAAAAGAAUCUGCUCGCGCUGUUGGGUGUUUUCUUUGUAGUUGCGACUUUUUUGAUCUCAACACGUGUUUUAAUCGUCUCUGAUAAUGAAGCGAGUGGAGCCAGUAACGUCGUUCAGGGAAAUCACGGCGUGCUGUCCGGUGGCGACAAGGUGAAGUUUAACUUUGGCUCGCUGUCAGACUUGAGUCAGUCCGUUUACAAUGCUAAUUACAAGCAGUGCAUCCACAAUGCGGAUAAGUUUCCUGGGGAGCCUCAUCUGGUGCUGGUUGUGCAGGUCCACAACAGGCCUGAAUACCUCAGACUGCUUAUCAAGUCACUGGAGAAGGCUGCUGAAGUCCACAGCUUCCUCCUCCUCUUUAGCCAUGACUAUUUUUCACAGGAAAUAAACGCCAUUGUGCAAGGGAUAACUUUCUGCAAGGUACUGCAAAUUUAUUUCCCUUUCAGCACUCAGCUGUAUCCCAAUGAGUUUCCUGGACAGGAUCCACGAGACUGCCCGAGAGACGCAUCCAAGGACAACGCUCUGAAAACAGGAUGCCUCAACGCAGAACACCCCGAUUCCUACGGUCACUACAGGGAAGCCUUCAUCACACAAACCAAACAUCACUGGUGGUGGAAAAUGCACUUUGUGUGGGAGCGAGUGCAGGCGAUGCAGGGCUACGGUGGCUUUGCAAUCUUUCUGGAGGAGGACAACUACAUCUUACCUGACUUCUACCAUAUGUAUAAAUCAAUGAUAGAGUACAGGAAGAACAGCUGCACAGACUGUGACAUGCUGGCUUUGGGUAACCACAACGACCUGACUGAUUUUCACAGGCUGUCCAAUAAGGUGUUGACCACUGGGUGGAUGUCCACCAAACACAACAUAGGCAUGGCCAUCUCCAGGGAGGUGUACUACAAGCUGAUGGGCUGCAGCAACGUCUUCUGCACUUAUGAUGACUACAACUGGGACUGGACUCUGCAGCACCUCUCGGGGUCCUGCAUAUCAAAGCCCCUCAAAGUGCUUGUAGCCCAGGCUUCCAGGGUUCUUCACACAGGAGACUGCGGCCUCCACCAGAAGGAGAACUGCAGGCCAGAGUGGGCCUUGCAGAGGGUUGAGGACGGCCUUAAAAUGGCCAAAGACACCCUCUUUCCACCGUCUCUUGUCCUUAGUGUGGCAGAGUCAGUGGAGCAUAAGGCACACAUGAAGAACGGAGGAUGGGGAGAUGUCCGUGACCAUAUUCUAUGCAAUAACUACGCCAAACGUCUUUGAACUAUUCCUUUCUUUAUGUGAUAUGGGUAAAAAUGUUCAUCUGUAUUCUGCAAAAGAUGUGCCAUUCAUACACAACCUGUUAGUGUUUAGAGGCUGCAGUGGUAGUCACUUCGAGUGUGUCUGGGUUCUCUACCUGCAAGGUCUUCCACAACAGCAACCAAAGCAAGUCUGAGCAUGUUGCAUGUACUCAGCUGGAGUUUUAAAACUGUACUUUUUGAUGCCAAAGACUUUGUUGACAAUAUGUGUUGAGUAUAAUGCAUACAAGCUUGGUCAUGCUGUUCAUUAUAAUGUCACCAGGUGUGUUGAUCUCUGGGUGUCUUACAAGCCAAAACAUUACAUUUAUUGCACAGUAAUGGAAAAUGACUGUAUAUAAACACAAUUUGCAAUUUGAUUUGCAAAUAUUUCCCUUUCUGAGAACACUGCACAGGAUGUUAAUUUCUAAGAGGUUCAACUUGCAGUGCUUUCAAUUUGCAGUGUUUCUAUAUGUGCUUUGUAUGGUACGAUGUGUAAGUGCAGCAACAAACAAAAAAGGCACAUGUAAUGCACAGACUCGUAGGUUUAAUCAAAAUGUAUAUGACAAUCUUAAAUAUUAUGGGAAAGCUGCAGUUAAUUGAGUAAUGAUUGACUUUACUGUCACAGUGAUUUCAUGCACAUAAUGAAAUUAGUGUUACUGAAUGUAACAUUCACUUUCUUUCUGUUAUAACCAGGGGUCAUUAUUUCUUUUCUUGCUUCAUCAGCCUCCCACUCCCCACUGUAUUGAUCCCUGGUUGCAACAACUAAGGCUGGCUUGAUGAUUGAUUUCUUUCUUUGGCUGUGUGUUUAUUUGCUCUUUGAAAGAAGAACAGUGACCUUUUGGAGUCUCGCUCAAGAUUUUUUUUUUUUGUGUCCUGCAAACAUCAGGGUCACGUGUGAUUCUGCAUUUCUAUAUUUGCACCUGCUUGAUUAAAAUGUACUUUAGGAUGCAACACAGCAAAUCGAGAACAGAAUGCACUGCGUUGAGAUUUUCAUGAAUUGGAAAGACAAACGUGCCUUUUCUGGGAUUAAUUCAGUAGUUUGUGAAACUUGUAACACAUAUCCCCUUAUAACUGAAGUUGCCUUUUUGUUAUGAGGAAGUUAACAUAAGCACAAUGAUGCUGUCAGUGCCUUACGAUGACCAAAAGUGCCUUUUUAAUUGUUUCUGUUGUGCCUGAACCUGCUUUAAAAAGGUUUUUAAAGGUGCACGGAAAACAUUCUUGUUGAUCAAGUACUUGUAUGACAAUCUUCUAAUGCUGGGGACUCACAGUGUGCCUUUUAGAAAUAUUUGGGUAGUGUCAUUGUUGAUUAGAUGUUGAGGGAAAAUAGAAUGUGAAAGUUGAUUUCACAAAAAUCAUUGUUGUACAGUUAUGUAAAGUUAUUUCCUCGCUGGCAUCUGGCUUGUAACAGGUGUCAGUAGCUCCAGAUCAGUGGGCUUCCUGAUCUUAGUGAACCUCUUCAGACUGUUUAUUCCUGUAAUUGUCGAUGUGCCUUAUGGAGAUAACCCGGUCAAGAAAUAUGAAAAGAAUGUGAUAGUGAAAUAAAUUACCUUCUAUCUUUUGGAGCGUUUGUUGGUAAAGGUUGAGAUAAUACAGAAAGAUGUAUCUGUAUCUGUCGUGUGUGUGUGUGUGCGUGUAUGUAGGUUUUAUGGUUCCUCAGUUGGUGAGAUGUACAGUUGUUGGGAAAGAAAACCAACGUUUUAUUUUUGUGUCUGUGUGUGCAUGUUUUCUUGAUUGUUUGCUCUCUGAUCAUCACUUGAAAUAGCUGUUCAUUGUUCACUCAAUGUUUGCCAAAUGGGAAAAUAAAAAGAUGAAGAUUAA
Molecule: messenger RNA, 3488 nt
Organism: Scomber scombrus (Atlantic mackerel)
Lineage: Eukaryota; Metazoa; Chordata; Actinopteri; Scombriformes; Scombridae
Product: alpha-1,6-mannosyl-glycoprotein 2-beta-N-acetylglucosaminyltransferase
Exons: 2
Coding region: 394-1656 (420 amino acids)
Biological process (GO): oligosaccharide biosynthetic process; protein N-linked glycosylation
Cellular component (GO): Golgi stack; Golgi membrane
Molecular function (GO): alpha-1,6-mannosylglycoprotein 2-beta-N-acetylglucosaminyltransferase activity
Source: RefSeq, a predicted model, not a curated record